CUUAUCGGUCYCUGCCAUGCCCUGUGGUCCCUGCUCCUCUCGGCCCAAAUGAAAACACCGAGCGGAUUUUUUGUUUUUGUUUUUGUUUACACAAACUACAGUCCGUCAUGUCCUGUCUAAAAACGCGACCAAAGCGGACCAAAUCGGAGGAGCAGGUUUUCCAGGAAAACCUGAGGAAAGUAGCGCACGAGAAUGGAAAACGCCUGGGUCUGGAAGGAGACGCAGAUCUUCAGUUCCUGCUGACCGGWGGGAAGCUGCACAAGGUUCGCUCGGACUCGUGGCAAAAGAGUCGCGUCUAUAAGCUGCAGGAAGACUGCCAGACCAUAUGGCAGGAGUCGAAGAAAACCUUAAAACAAGACCAGACCUUCCUCAUCGAUGACAUCGAAUCUGURCGUAAGGGCCGUCAGUCGGAGGGGCUGAAGAAGUACACAGACCCCAGUGCCGAAGAUCAGUGCUUCUCCAUCAUAUUUAAGGGAAAAAAGAAGAAUCUCGACUUGAUGGCGAGUUCUAAAGAGGAAGCAAACCAGUGGGUCGCCAGCCUGGAGAAGAUAAUAAACAACGUUCGAAACAUGGACAAAAAGCAGAAGAGUGAACACUGGAUCAUCAACUGCAUGAGGAAAGCAGACAAGAACAAGGACAACAAGAUGACCCUAAAAGAGUUGAAGCACUUCCUGCGGCAGGUCAACGUUGAGGUCAGCGACGUCUACGCAGAGGAAAUUUUCAAGAAAUGCAAGAAGUCAAACGCAAACUACUUGGAGGGCGAUGAGAUAAAGCAAUACUACGAGGUGCUGACGCAGCGCGAGGAGAUAGAGGUGAUCUAUAAAAAUUACGCUAAAACGGAUGGCAGGAUGAGCAUUAAGGACUUCAUGAACUUCCUGCUGAACGAGCAAAGGGAGCAGGCGACGGCAAAGAGCACCCUUGAGCUGAUUGAGAAAUACGAAGUGGACGAAACGGCAAAGAAGCAGAAGUGCUUGACCAAAGAUGGCUUCCUGAUGUACCUGCAACACGAGGACGAAUCCAUCUUUAAGCCAKCUCACAGAAACGUGUAUCAGGACAUGAGUCAGCCCCUCAACCAUUACUUCAUCUCCUCCUCACACAACACCUACCUGAUGGAAGACCAACUCAAAGGGCCGAGCAGCACAGAAGCUUAUAUAAAAGCGCUGAUGAAGAGCUGUCGCUGUGUGGAGCUGGACUGUUGGGACGGACCCAACGGGGAGCCCGUCAUUUACCACGGCUACACCCUCACGUCAAAAGUUCUGUUCAAAGAUGUCAUCAAAUCCAUCAAGGACUAUGCGUUCAAAACGUCUGAAUACCCGGUUAUUCUGUCCCUGGAAAACCACUGCACAGUGAACCAGCAGAAACUCAUGGCCCAUCACAUGAUCUCCAUCCUGGGGGACGCUUUGGUCACAAAGCCUUUGGGCACGACGAUGCCCACCACCUUCCCCUCACCUGAGGAGCUGAAGGGUAGGUUUCUCAUCAAGGGAAAACGAUUGAACAAGCUGGAUGCAGUCUUCUCCAACAACAACGUUAUAGAAGAAGAGACUGUGUCAGAGGAGGACGAGGCGGCGGAGUGUAAGGAGAACGAUCAAAAGGCAAAAAAGAAAUCAAAGAUCACACUUGCCAAAGAGCUGUCAGACCUUGUCAUCUACUGUAAGAGUGUCCACUUCCAAAGCUUCGAACAUGCCAGGGACAACCAGGCUUUUUAUGAAAUGUCGUCCUUCAAAGAGAGCAAAGCGUUGAGCUUGGGUGAAACUUCGGCCACCGCCUUUAUUCAUCACAACAUGGACAAACUCAGCAGGAUCUACCCGGCAGGUUCAAGGACAGACUCCUCCAACUACAACCCUGUUCCCAUGUGGAAUGUUGGCUGCCAGAUCGUGGCGCUGAACUUCCAGACUCCUCACAAGGAGAUGCAAGUAAACCAGGGAAGGUUUCGGCCAAACGGUUUUUGCGGUUACAUCCUGAAACCGGAAUUCCUGAGAGAUCUGUCCUCUCAGUUCAACCCCAAUUCACUGUCCCGAGGGCCGUGGCUGCAGAAGAACACCUUCCAUAUCAUGGUGAUCUCAGCUCAGCAGUUACCUAAACUCAACAAGAACAAAGAGAAGUCCAUUGUAGACCCUCUGGUGAGAAUAGAAGUUUUCGGGGUCCCAGCAGACAACGCCAGCAAAGAGACACACUACCUCAACAACAAUGGGUUCAACCCGAUGUGGAACGAGAGAUUCCAAUUUACAAUCCACGUGCCAGAGCUUGCCUUGGUGCGGUUUUUGGUGGAGGACUACGAUGCAGGGUCCCAGAAUGAUUUCAUUGGACAAUACAGCCUGCCGCUCACCAGCAUUCAGAAUGGAUAUCGCCACGUCCCGUUACUUACCAAGAGAGGCGACGUCAUCCCUUCUGCAAGUCUGUUCAUCCACACCAUGCUCCUGGACGCACAGUAGACACACGAUGGUGGGGGCACUCAACAGCAUAACAAGUGAUGGAAAAAAAAUCAAACUUUGCAGAAAAGACCAAAAGCAUGAGAGUUUGUCUGUUUUUACUUUUUUUUUUUUUUUUAAACAACGGGUUUGGUCGGAGCUACGGCAAUUUAACAAAGCAGGAAUGAUUGCGAGAGUGAGCGAUGGAACAACGAGAUGUCUCUAAAAUUAUUUAAUGACUGUUGUUUAUUUGUAUUUUUGUUGUACUGAAAGGAUUGUGAUUUGAUACACUGACUGUAAUGUUCCCUUAAGUUUAAACUAUAUUUAUCUACAGUCUUAAAAGAAAAGUCAUUCCUGUAAAACAAAGAAAAAACAAUCGUUUGGCCAUGUUUGUGUUCUUCCUUCUUUGUCCAACCAGAACUAAGCAUUGUGUUUUGUUUUUUUUCAGAAAGUGCCAAUGAGAUUUUUAUGUUGUAAUUGUCUUGUUCAUUCAGAGAACCAUGUGUUUGAAAUCAGGCUGUUUUGUAAAUAUAACAAACUCAAUUAGGUUUAACCUCCUUUUACGACUUUUUUUCUCUGAUAACUACAGUUAAUUCCAAACUCAACUAAAUCCAGUUUACUUCCUCCUUGGGUUUUUUAAUUUUUUCUGUUCUUUUAAUAAUUUUUUGUAACGUCUUGUCCCAAUUUAUCAUGUUUUUAGUAUUUGCACUAGCUCUCGAAUAAAAGCAGCCUGAAUUGAU
This is a messenger RNA of Austrofundulus limnaeus, 3148 nucleotides long. It is a transcript of the gene plcd1a, whose product is annotated as phospholipase C, delta 1a. Gene Ontology annotation, molecular function: calcium ion binding; phosphatidylinositol-4,5-bisphosphate phospholipase C activity. The record is from RefSeq and is a predicted model, not a curated record. Gene Ontology annotation, cellular component: plasma membrane. The coding region runs from base 108 to 2432 and encodes 774 amino acids. Lineage: Eukaryota; Metazoa; Chordata; Actinopteri; Cyprinodontiformes; Rivulidae. Gene Ontology annotation, biological process: intracellular signal transduction; lipid metabolic process. The transcript is spliced from 15 exons.